AUGGCUCGCGUCGCGCUCGCGUUGUGCCUGCUGCUGGCGCUCGCCGCCGCCCGCGCCGCGCCCUCCGACUACGCCUGGGAGGAGGAGCAGGAGGCGGCGGCGGCGGAGGAGGCGGAGGAGGAAGGAUAUCAACAACGCGCCAACUCUGAGCCGCUGACGCAGCAGUUGGAAGACUCGCAGGUGGUGCAGGACAGCGACGAAGGUACACUGAGCCGCCUGACGUCGGAGGCGCAGGCCGAGCAGCAGUUUGAGCAGCAGGCUGGCCAACUGCAGCAGAGCGACCAACAGCUCCAGCAGCAGAAUCAGUACCAGCAGAACACCCAGCAAACACAGGGGCUGCCUGAUCGUCUGGUCAACCCAUCACAGAACGUCUCGACGGGCUACAACCCAUCCAGGGAAAGAGGCGGGGACGACUUUGGAAUCGUGGGCGGCAAUGGCAACGUGCAGCAGCAGCAACCCCCGCAGUCGGACGGCCAGCAGUUCCCCGCGUCGCACCCCCCGCAGCGGCCGCGCCCCGGCCAGACCAACCCGCCCGCCGGAUACACCCAGCUGGGCUUCUUCGGAUACUUUAAGGUGUUCCUGACGCCGGUCACGUGGCCGGAGGCGCUGAUGACGUGCUUCGCCGACGGAGCGCAGCUCGUCGUGCCCACUGACGAGCGAGAGGCACUCACCGUCGGCGAGUUCUACGGCAAGGUGAAGAACCAGGUGAAGAAGUCCACGGACAAGGACCUCUUCUUCAUCGGCGCCAGCGACGUGCACAAGGAGAACUCCUUCGUCACACUCUUAGGAACAACGUUUGGACAACGUCAAUGGUUCAGAUGGCAGAAGGGCGAGCCCAAUAAUCACAAGAAAGUUGAGCACUGUGUGUUGAGCAACGAUAAAGGAUAUUAUUGGGAUGGCAACUGCCAAAACAAAUACGCUUUCGUAUGCCAGUUUAAAGACAGAUGCUUACCAGGUUCCCCAAGAUCCGACCAAUAUCGUGAUCAAACUCAGUCCCAGUCGAGAUAUUAAACGCUACAAAAUUUUACUAACUGGAAACAAAAACAAAUGAAAUAAAUGCGAACAUUUAAACAAUAGUUGAUAAAUCUAGACAUUUAAUAUAAGAGUACUAACAGUUUUAUCAUUAUUGACACGCAAAAUAUUCGCAUUUAUCAGUUUCAUUGUUCAAUACACUACGUCAUUCCAUACUUUUUGUAUUUUUAUGUUAUGAAGAUCUGUAAGAUAUAUGAUACAAAUAAAUUUCAUGUUACACAUCCAGAUUAUAUUGCAUUGCUUAUUCAUGACCUACUUAAAAGUCGAAGCAUGUACUAAAUAUUUCAUCAACAUGAAAAUUAUGCAACGAAGGAUCUUUUUUGUUUUCACAGAAUUACUCUAUUUUUUUUAAAGUAACCCCCAAGAUGUUCAUACUAAUUAUUCAUUAUCCAAUGUAGUUAUGAAUUUUCAUUAUAAAUUGAUAAAAGAGUUCUUUAACUAUUUAUUCCAAAUUUUCAUUGAAAUUUCAUUAGCAGUCCAUUUAAUCAAAAUAAUGAAUCGCUUCAAAAAUUACAUGAAUGUUGGAAUAAUAGUUUGGUGUAUAAUUUAAAGAACUUGGCUGUCUAGAUAAAGCUGCGUUUGAUUUAUUUGUUAAUCACAGCCAAGAAAAUAUGAUUUCAUAUUUAGCAUUAAUAUUGUUGUCAUAUCUGAAUAGUUUUGAGAAAAAAACUUACUAGAGCUAAACAAAUAUAUGUUAAUUUUAAAUUUAUAUCCCAAAUUUUGCUUGCUGAAUGACGAUACUUUUAUAAUUCUUACAUAGUGAAUAUGCCGAAAAAACAUUUUACUGAAUUUUAAAUUAUGAUUGAAAUUAAUAACCCGCUACUAACCAAUAGAAAGUAUUUGAGUAACAGCGAGUGUGUGCGUAUGUGCGUGUAUAUUAAAUCUCUUCCCGUCCACCUAUCCAGACAUAUGAGAUGUCAUUGGGGGCGUUCGGUCGUCUUUAGUUUUUGAUAGGUUUUGAUAGUUUAUUUCUAGAUAUGUCGAAAAUAUACAAAUAAAUGUCAAAUAACGUGUUUUUGCAUGUUUUGGUGCUGCGAUCUUUGUGAAUUAUCUGAAAAUUAAACCAAUGCCACCUAAAUAUUUCGAGUAACCCCUAGAACCCAGAGGCACAAUCGCUUCACGACGCUAUAAUUUUCUUUCGCAAGGAUG
Gryllus bimaculatus (two-spotted cricket) is the source of this 2181-nucleotide messenger RNA. The record is from the annotation of a GenBank genome assembly. Lineage: Eukaryota; Metazoa; Arthropoda; Insecta; Orthoptera; Gryllidae.